GCAGCUGGUGCAGACACCAACCCUCACACAAAUGUAACAUACACACACUGCAACAAAGAUGACAGCUUUAUUUGGUAAUUAUAGUUUACCCUUUGUUGGAGUAAGCAUCUUCAUUGCUGCUCUGACCUACAUCAUCUACAAGCUGCUGAGGGAUCACCUGCAACUAUGGUUUGAGAUGAAGCCCAUUCCAGGAGUGGAAGGAGCUUACCCCAUCAUAGGAAAUGCACUGAUGUUCAAAACCAAUGCGGGAGAUUUCUUCCGUCAACUUGUGGAUUUUACCCAUCAGUUCAGAGAUGCUCCGAUGUUUAAAAUUUGGGUUGGACCAGCCCCAUUUGUGGUUCUCUUUCAUGCUGAAACCGUCGAGAAGAUCCUCAGCAACACUGUUCACCUGGACAAGUCUUUUGCAUAUAAGUUUCUUCACCCCUGGCUUGGAACUGGUCUGCUCACCAGUACUGGGAAAAAGUGGCGUCAGCGCAGGAAGAUGCUGACACCAACCUUCCACUUCUCCAUCCUGACCGAAUUCUUGGAAGUGAUGAAUGAGCAAGCGGAGAUUCUGGUGGAAAAGCUGGAGAAGCAAGCGGGGAAGGGUCCAUUCAACUGCUUCAGUCACAUCACCCUCUGUGCACUAGACAUUAUUUGUGAAACUGCAAUGGGAAGGAAAGUUCAUGCCCAGAGCAAUUCUGAAUCAGAGUAUGUGAAGUGUGUCUAUAAAAUGACUGACAUUAUCGCCGGAAGGCAGAGGAAACCUUGGUUCUGGCCUGACGUUUUGUAUUACUCCUUGGGUGAGGGCAAAGAACAUGACAAGACACUCAAGGUUCUUCACUCCUUUACAUACAAAGUCAUACACGAAAGGGCAGAAAACUUGGCUUACAUCGAAUCAGACAGCGAGUCAGACCAGGGCACCAGGAAACGCCGAGCCUUUCUGGACAUGCUCUUGAAGACUGAAGAUGAAGAUGGAAACAAGUUGAGCCAUCAGGACAUCCAGGAGGAAGUUGACACUUUCAUGUUUGAGGGGCAUGAUACUACGGCUGCUUCUAUGAACUGGGCCAUUCAUCUGCUGGGGUCCCACCCUGAGAUUCAAAGAAAAGUUCAGCAGGAGCUACAGGACGUGUUCGGUACAUCUGAUCGACCCAUUAAUACUGAGGACCUGAAGAAGCUUAAAUACCUGGAUUGUGUGAUCAAAGAGGCUCUGCGUCUGUUUCCCUCCGUCCCUUUCUUUGCUCGAAGCCUCUGUGAAGACUGCCAUAUACAAGGUUUCAUGCUUCCCAAAGGUGCAAAUGCCGUCAUAAUCACCUACGCUCUUCACCGUGAUCCUCGGUAUUUCCCUGAUCCUGAGGAGUUCAGGCCUGAGCGAUUUUUCCCAGAGAACUCGGCUGGAAGGCCUCCUUACGCAUACGUCCCUUUCUCAGCUGGACUCCGCAACUGUAUAGGUCAACGUUUUGCACAAAUGGAGGAAAAGGUGGUGUUGGCCUCCGUUCUGCGUAAAUUCAAUGUCAAGGCUUGUCAGCGACGAGAAGAUCUUUGUCCAGUGGGAGAACUCAUCCUGCGACCACAGCGGGGAAUCCAAAUCGAACUGGAAAAGAGGACAUUUUAAAUUUCAUCAAAAGCACGUUUCCAAUUUACUGAGUUUUUGUCAAUUUUUUUCUCAAAAUGCAUUUUCUUAUCUUGCGAAGAUUUGUGUUCUUUUUUUGGGCGUUUUUUUUUUUUUUUUUUAAUUUUUACUGUUCAUAGGGCCUGAUUUACUAAGAUCCUAAAUAAAGAGUACUAAAUUGCGUGUGCACUGAAAAAGUUUGCACGUGCUGUUGUUGUGUGUUUUGCGGGUGAUCAACUAAGAUUGCGUGCGCAAUUGAUAACAGGUGCAAACCGCAGUAUUUAAAUGAGGUGUUGCGUGUCUUACGGUUUGCGCCAUGGGGAGUCUGGAUGGAAAGCAGAUAGUCACAAGCGCAAAAUGAAAUUUGACGAGUUGGAGUUAGAGAUAUUAGUGGAAGAGGCAAAUAAACACAUUCAUGAACUACAGCAAAGAAAUUUAAACAUUACCAAAAGAAACGAUAUGGGAGAAAAUCUGCGAUAGAAUAAAUGCAGUUGGUAAGACAAAAAGAACGGCAGAUGAGGUUAAAAGAAGGUGGCAAGAUAUAAGGCGAAGAACUAAAGAAAAAGUGGCCUUUAAUAAAACUUGUGCAACCAUUUUUAAAAUAGCAUGCAGCAGAAUAAA
Cololabis saira (Pacific saury) is the source of this 2212-nucleotide messenger RNA. Its product is annotated as cytochrome P450 4V2-like. NCBI's taxonomy places the organism in Eukaryota, Metazoa, Chordata, Actinopteri, Beloniformes, Belonidae. Bases 59 to 1594 code for a protein of 511 amino acids. The record is from RefSeq and is a predicted model, not a curated record. The transcript has 11 exons. Gene Ontology annotation, molecular function: oxidoreductase activity, acting on paired donors, with incorporation or reduction of molecular oxygen; iron ion binding; monooxygenase activity.